AGUUAGUUAAUGGUAUUUAUGACCACUUAACCGCUCGGUUGACUUUAGUGUAUACAUUUCGUGUUCGUCCGUGUGUUAACAAUUUGUUUUUAAUAACUAGACAAUAUGUCCUUCUCCGAUUCUGAUGAUUCUACUACCGAUCCUAAUGGAAAUCCAAAAGUUAAAGUGGAUGUGGAUGCAAAUAGGAACAUGGUGGAUCCAAAUAUAAAUAUUGACUUUAGGGAUAUUAUUGGCAGACGACAAUAUGACCGUCAUCGUCGGAGUAUUUCCCGAUUCGAGGACAUGGCUGCAUUGCCCGAACCGCACCUACCGACUAAUCCUAUAGUGUUCUUUGAAAUUACGGUCGGCAAUGAAUUCGCUGGCCGCAUGAUUUUCGAGUUGCGUAAAGACGUCUGCCCCCUGGCAGCGGAAAAUUUCCGUGCUCUUUGCACCGGGGAAAUGGGCAUAGGCAGAUUGGGCCUACCGCUGUAUUAUAAGCGUACACGCAUCCAUAAAAUUAUCCGUACAUUCGGCUGUCAAGGUGGCGACGUGGUCAAUAAUAAUGGCACUAGUGGCGAGAGUAUUUAUGGACCGAUAUUCCAGAGUGAAAAUUUUACUUUGAAGCAUGAGGAAGGCACUCUAAGUAUGACAAAUUAUGGCGAACGCCAUACCAAUAAUUCGCAAUUCGUGAUCACCUCGAAUCCUUGUUAUAAUCUCGAUGGGUUGAAUGUGGCCUUCGGUCAUGUAUUGCGCGGUUUGGGCAUCAUCUAUUACGAUAUGGAACGUGUAUCGGAUACCGAUGAUAAGCCCACAGAGGAAAUACUAAUUACUAAUUGCGGCGAAUUAAUGCCCGAUGAUGAGUGGAAUUUUGAGGAUAAUGACGAAACCGAGGACUUUUUGCCACCACAACCAAGGGAUUGGGAUAAGAAAUAUAUAGUUUAUACUGCCGAUGAAAUCGUUAAGAUACUAACUGGCAUACGUAUGGCUGGUAAUCACUUUUUUGAUCGCAAAAAAUAUUACGAUGCACGUCGCAAGUAUCGCAAAGCAUAUCGUUAUUGUAAUUUUUUGCGCUCACGUGGCGCUUGGGAGGAAUAUCCGGAACUGGCAUUAAGCGAGGAUGAUUUGAAGAAGCUCGAUGACUUUAUGGUACUCAAUUAUAGCAAUAUGGCAGCUGUUGAACUGAAAUUAAAUAAUAAUGCCAGUGCCAGGGAUGCGUGCACUGAGGCAAUAUUUCUGAAGAGCGACUGUGGAAAAGCCUAUUUCCGUCGCGGGCAGGCGCAUGUGCUACUCAAUGAUCUCGAUGGCGCUGUAGAGGACUUUGUUAGAGCCGGUCAAUUGAUGCCGGCUAAUAAGUGUAUUAAAAAUGAAAUAAUACGCUCAAAACGUUUACAAAGCGCCUACAAUCGUGCUGAAGCAAAGAAAUAUAAAAAAUUAUUUAAUUAAUCAAUUAAAUUAACUAAUGCAAUGUACUGUGAUUAGCAUUAUUUCUACGUGAAGCCUAUUCACAGACAUUGCACUAAUUUUAGACAGUGCAAAAUGUAAAAAUUUAACAGCUGUCUAAUAGAGCAUUCAAAAAAGCAAAA
Molecule: messenger RNA, 1562 nt
Organism: Zeugodacus cucurbitae (melon fly)
Lineage: Eukaryota; Metazoa; Arthropoda; Insecta; Diptera; Tephritidae
Exons: 7
Coding region: 106-1422 (438 amino acids)
Biological process (GO): protein peptidyl-prolyl isomerization
Cellular component (GO): intracellular membrane-bounded organelle
Molecular function (GO): protein binding; peptidyl-prolyl cis-trans isomerase activity
Source: RefSeq, a predicted model, not a curated record